AUGUUCGUGAAGCCGCUCCUUAUGUUUGGCUGGGCUGCGGCCUUUAGCUCUGUAUCAGCCUCCAUUUCACCUUCGGAUAUUCUAGUCGAUGUGCGAGACGCACCGGGCUCUUCAUCCGCGGAUACUCUUCGUGCCCUUCGCCGGUCUCUUGAGGAAAUAAAACUUCAAGGAAGAGAUACGGUACUAAAGAAUAGUACAGCUUUAAGCAAAAGUUGGAAUGGCGCAACCUUACUUAGCAUUGCUGCCCAGACAAACACCGAAAAUAAUGCCACGAUAAGUGGUGGGGUAGACAUAACAUGUACAACAUGUUAUAUCAAGGGGAACGCCACAGCUGAAUUUAGCAUUGAUGGAGACUUCAAUGUGACGCAAGCACUUAAGAACUUCACAAGCGAAGUUGGAGAGGGAAUCCUAAAUACUACUGAUCAAGUCAUUGACUAUAUCGAAGACUACUUUCCAACUGUUUUCCACAAUCUCGAAGACGGCAUAGACCUAGACGACUUUGACUUCCCUCCGAUAAACAUAUCUUUCAAUGUCGACGUCCCAGAUAUCCCCGAGUGUCGCCUCCAGUUCAAGUUUGAUGACUUAGAGUUAUAUAUGCUCAUCGAUACAGUGUUAUCGGCUGGUGCAACCUAUAACUUGAAUCUUUACUCAUCAAAAACACCCAUCGGAAUCUCGGCAAGCAGCGACUUAUUUAUAGGUGUUGUUUUCUCCGUCGACCUGAUCCUGAGUGUAGACACCGAGAUCGAUAUCAGUAGCGGAAUUCACAUCAAGCUAGAAGAUGGUGUUGGCCUUGACAUGGCUUUGUUCGGACAAAAUGUCUCAAGCAUUACUUUUAAUGGAGCAAACUUUGAGUUCCUCCCGGUAACAGUUGAAAGUGCUGGUGGUCUUCUUAAGGCUGUCCUUCGUAUUGGAGUGAAUGCAGGAUUUGAACUCUCGACUCCUUCUGUGGUGAUUCCCAGCUCCUCGUUUACGACCAAGGCGAGCGCUGGUGUAGGUGUUAGUGUGUGGGCUAAUAUCGCCGAGUUUGCGACAAACAUUACCGCAGCUCCUGAAGGUGACGAUGAAGACUGUUCGUUGAAGGUUGAGCAGUCGUACCAGUUCGGUCUUGGCGCUGCUGCUGGUGCUACUCUUGCUAUUGGAGUAGAGACAUGGGGACCAGCUCCUAACACAAAUAUCCCUAUCUACACGACGACAAUAGCCGAUAUCUGUGCCAUCCAGGGUCGCACUCAAACUACCACCGCUUCUAUUCCUGCGAUCAGCGCUAGAGCCGACGAGGAACUAGAAACGACUACGCUGAGUAAAAAGGUUACUUAUACCGGCGUGGGCUGCCUGACUACAGGCUUAGUCGAUUGUCCGCCAGCUUUGCAAACUACUACGAAAGUGACAAGUACUUUGACACACAUCACAGCAGUGCCUUCGGAUUCAGAAGCUACAUUCCCCGAGACUACCGGGACUAGCGCUGCUACUCUUGUUCCCUUCGGCACCAACGCGAAGAGUGUCGAAGCCACGACUGGAUCCCCUGUGUCUUAUGUGGCACCUCCACCAACCUCGUCAGGGGAUCCUACUGUUUCCAGCGAGCACCCGCUCGGUGAAGUUAACGGUGUUGAUAAGAGAAUUAUCAUCGGAGUUUGUGUUGGGGUUGGCGUGCCCCUGGUCGCUGCAAUCAUUGCUGGUAUCUUCUUCUGCCAGAAACGAAGGAGAUAUGCAGCAGUAACACAACCCUAUAAGGGAAAUGGAUACUAG
This is a messenger RNA of Daldinia childiae, 1743 nucleotides long. RefSeq lists its product as uncharacterized. The transcript is spliced from 5 exons. Lineage: Eukaryota; Fungi; Ascomycota; Sordariomycetes; Xylariales; Hypoxylaceae. The record is from RefSeq and is a predicted model, not a curated record. Bases 1 to 1743 code for a protein of 580 amino acids.